UUUAUUUCCCAAGGUGACCAAAAUCUCUCCUUCUCCUUCAUCUCAAAUAGAGGAUUCUUUUGCAAAGGUGGACAGAUGCAUUCAGAAAUGGCCAUUUCGUCAGAGCAGCGAUGGGAAAUUGUGAGGAUGUGAAGUCUCGGGAAUAGAUUCAGGGUAUGCACACAUAACACACACGCACACAAUUAAUUCUCUCUCUCUCACACACACACACACCACACAUGAGAUUUCAUCGUCACCUUCUUCUGGAGUAGGAGUGCAUCAAGGCAAUGGAUGUUCGGAGAGCAAUGACCUCCAAGGCCAAGAAGCGGGUGGUGCUCCCCACACGCCCUGAGCCUCCCAACACGGAUCAGAUUAUCGAGGAUGUGCAGCGCGCUCAACCCAAUGACCCUGUCUUCGUACUGCUGGCAGAACCCAGCGAAGAUAUGCCUACUCCAGUCAAAAAUGAGGAUCCAGAAGCCAAGAGGGAACGCCUGUACCGGCUGACUCAAUCCUACGUCGAGAUGAACCACCGCCUUCAGAAGGCUUGCAGUCUGCUCAAGGAGAAGUGUGAGGAGCUCAAACUGGCCGGUGCCACACUGGAGCAGGGCAUUUUGGAGAUGAAGCAGAGGGCCUUGUGAGAUACUUCUGGGGGCUGGGGGGUUGGGGAGGCAGGGGUGACUGCAGUCAACCAAGAAAAAAGUAACCCCCAAAAACUUAAAAAGAGGAGUCGAGAAGCAUUUUUUCAUGCCAUGCUUGAAGCAAAAGACUUGCCAGCCCAUGAUGUGAUUUCAGCAUGCGUCAGCUUCACCUCUUCAACACUGUCUGUGUUUUAGGUUCUGUGAAUGUGUGCCAAAACCCAGCUGCCUGCUACAAGCCUCUUGCGGGCCAUGCUGUGCUUGCCACCAAGCGCCCAGUCGUGCAGUUCAGCUCAUCCAUUUUGUCUUUUUCAGAUUGACAGGGUUUGGUUCUGCCCAGGCCUGUCCUUCCCUUCUGUGGUCCUCUUUGUAUAGACGUAAGAUGAAACACCAUCGUUGGGUGGGGUUGGGGACUGUGGAAUUCAACAGAGGUAUUUUCUUUCUGUCUACUUAUUUAGUUUGGGACCACUGGACUUUGAGGGUAAAGGGGUGGAGAAGAGAGUGGGAUUAGCUGCCUUUUUGCACCCAAUUGGCAGCUGUGGGUUUGCCAUGAUCUCUUGUCCUGUUGUGAUUUCUCCUUCUGGUACUGCCUAGAGGAUGACCCCAUUGCCAUUGUCAAGAUCCUGGGAACACAGGUCCCAUGGGUACAUGGAACACUAAGACCAUAUGGUGGGGAGGCCGGUCCUCGCCUCUGCCAGUGCGGUCAUCCAGUCGAGUCAGGUGGGCCAUCCUUCUCCUGAUGCCCUGCUUGUUGAAUUUCAUGGUGCCAGCAUAUGGCAUCUUAGACCCUUGUCCACGCCAUCCACCAAAAGGGAACCAAAGUCAUCCUGGUUUACAUGGACAUCUGACCGGAGCAGAUCCCACCAGCUUUGGGGCACUUGGCCGGACUCAAGUAUGACAAGGAUUUUCAAGCAGAGGUUACUCAGCAGCUUGCAAAAGUCCAAGCCUUGCACCCAGGCUCUGGGUUCUUCUGGACUGGCCAAAACAAACAAAGUGGGCUUUUAAAGGACAUGAGGGAGGGGCAAGUGGAGGCAGCUUGGUUGUGACAUUGUGCCCCAUUGUUGGAAAUUAUUGGAUUCAUUUGGUAUUUUAACAUAGGCCCCAUCGUGACGUGGGUUUGGUGAAUGUGAACGGAUCCCAGUAGACUUGUGCCUAGAUUUGUAGGAAGGAUUGUUUGAGUUUCCCAAAAAAUAAUCCAUACAUGAAGAAAGUGUUAGGUGUUUAGGGGUGGCAGGGAGGUGGGUGAGAAAAGGAAGGGGAAAGGGAAUGUCGUUCAUUGUUUGUCCUGAUAGCAAGAGUGAGAAAAUGUUUACACAGAGAAAAGCCUGCUGGUUGUUAACUUAAAUUUAAUUUAAGGAGACCUUAUUAAAAAGCAGUUUUUGGACAACUCUU
Messenger RNA from Sceloporus undulatus (fence lizard), 2006 nucleotides. RefSeq names its product chromosome 7 C19orf25 homolog (gene C7H19orf25). The transcript is spliced from 3 exons. The coding region runs from base 267 to 617 and encodes 116 amino acids. NCBI's taxonomy places the organism in Eukaryota, Metazoa, Chordata, Lepidosauria, Squamata, Phrynosomatidae. The record is from RefSeq and is a predicted model, not a curated record.